AUGGACCUGGAGAGCAAAAGAACUUCACGCCACCCGGCUGGCCGAUGGGGUCGCCGCAACAUGGACGCGGCAAAUAAGGCACUGCGGCUGUCGGCACCCGAGUCCUACGCUAACUGCUGUUGGGCCAGCAUGGGAACGGUGCCCGUUGAGAACCAGGCGGCCUAUCCGGGCCUGGAGGACAGCACCCACCUGCCCUCCGUCCGUGUGGCGCUCAUCAUGGCGUACGGCAUCAUCAUCGCCCUGGGCGUGGUGGGCAACACCUUAGUGAUCCACGUGGUGUUUCGUUUCCGCCGCCUCCGAACCGUCACCAACUUCUUCAUCGCCAAUCUGGCUCUGGCCGACCUCCUGGUGGCAUCGCUCUGCUUACCGUUCACGUUGGCGUACACCCUCCGUGGCGAGUGGGCGUUCGGCCGGGCGCUGUGCUUCGCCCUGCCGUGCGCGCAGGGCGCCGCCGUGCACGUGUCCACCAUCACGCUGAACGUUAUUGCGGUGGACCGCCUCCGCAGCGUGGCACGUCGCCCGGAUGGCGCGCCGCGGAUGUCCCGACGGGCGUGCGCCGCUGUGGUGGCAAUCACCUGGGUGGUCAGCGUGCUCUUCGCCAGCCCGCUGGCCAUCUUCAGAGAGUACGCCACCUUCCACUUGGCGCCCGGCAAGUCCAUCCAGGUGUGUGCCGAGAAGUGGCCCGAGGGGAGCGGCAGCGCCCCCUACAGCCUGGCCAUGUUGUUGCUGCAGUACGGCCUGCCGUUGGCUGUCAACACAGGAGCCUACGCGUGCAUCUGGAGCAAGCUGAACGCCAGCCGCCUGUCGCGCGCCCACCGCCGCCGCCGUAAGACCACCAAGAUGCUGGUGACGGUAGUGGCCGUCUUUGGCGUCAGCUGGCUGCCGCUGCACGCCUUCCAGCUUGCUGUGGACAUGGACGGCCGUGUGGUCUACAUGGACGACUUCAAGCUGCUCUUCAGCGCCUUCCACGUGGUGGCCAUGUGCUCCACCUUCGUCAACCCCAUUCUCUAUGGCUGGAUGAACAGCAACUACAGGAGCGCUUUCCUUGACGUCUGCACGUGCUACAGGCUCUUUAAAAAGAUGAACAAAAUGGCCCCUGCCCCAGUUUACAAGUUUUAA
Molecule: messenger RNA, 1119 nt
Organism: Syngnathus typhle (broad-nosed pipefish)
Lineage: Eukaryota; Metazoa; Chordata; Actinopteri; Syngnathiformes; Syngnathidae
Product: neuropeptide Y receptor type 2-like
Exons: 3
Coding region: 1-1119 (372 amino acids)
Biological process (GO): G protein-coupled receptor signaling pathway
Cellular component (GO): membrane
Molecular function (GO): neuropeptide Y receptor activity
Source: RefSeq, a predicted model, not a curated record